Messenger RNA from Helobdella robusta, 372 nucleotides. RefSeq lists its product as hypothetical. The transcript has 2 exons. Lineage: Eukaryota; Metazoa; Annelida; Clitellata; Rhynchobdellida; Glossiphoniidae. Bases 1 to 372 code for a protein of 123 amino acids. Gene Ontology annotation, cellular component: secretory granule; extracellular region. Gene Ontology annotation, molecular function: neurohypophyseal hormone activity. The record is from RefSeq and is a predicted model, not a curated record.
AUGAUUUCUAAUAACUUCUUUUUCAUUACGUCCAUUUUUUUUGUCCUUCUAACAUUGGAACCUAACAACGCUUGCUUCAUCAGAAACUGUCCCAUUGGCGGGAAAAAAAGAUCUUAUGAAGAUGAUGGGACGAACUUCCGACAGUGCCCGCCAUGCGGUACUUCAGGGCCAGAAAACAACCUUCAAGGGAUAUGCGUAUCAGAAAACCUCUGCUGCAUAGACAAUAUUGGCUGCUUCAGAAACAGGAGCUUAACUGCUGAUUGCAAGGUUGAAAAUAUGAUACCCUCUCCAUGUGUCUUAAUUGGAAAGAAAUGUGGAAAAUACGAUGGCGUUUGUGCAGCUAAAGGAGUGUGCUGCAAUAAUAACGGUUAG